AUGCCAAAAGAGAAAAACUACAACCCGGUGCAAGCCCAGCGCAAGGCUGACAAGGCUCGCGAAGUCAGAAAAGGAAAGGCCGAAGCGCAAGGCCGCCGGAAUGAAAAGCUCGCGCGCAAGAACCCAGACCGAAUCCAAAAGCAAAUCGAUGACCUCAAGGCCGUGACCGCGGGCGGCGGCAAGCUGACGCGUCAUGAAGAGCAGGUGCUCGAGGGCCUGGAGAAGGAGCUCUUGUCAGUGCGCAAGGCCAGAGACACGCUGGGCGAUAAGGCGCCGAGCUUUGGGCGCGGUUGGAGGAGAGACGACGAUGGUUCAAGGUCUGGGGCGCUGGGGAAGCGGCGGCGCGGCGACGACGACGGGUCGAGUGAUGAUGACGAUGUUCCAGACGACGUGAGGAGCAUCCCCAUGCCGAGAGACACGCCGCCGCCGAUACCAAAGGCCGAGAUGGACAAGUGGUACGCGAAGCGGAGGGCGAAGCGCAAUGCCGAGAAUGCAGCCCGGCGACGCGACGCGGGCGACAACGAAGCUCAAGACGGCGAGGACAACGACAGAGGCAAAGGCAGGGACAGAGGGCAACGGAAUGCGGCGCCGGUGGUGGAGUCGAGGACCGUCUACGAGGCAAAGCCGGUGGUGCGAGAUCUGCGCAAGGAGGCCGUGGCGGCGUUUGUGCCCACGUCGGUGCAGAUGAAGAUGAGCAAGGGCAAGGGACAGGGCGGUCUGAUGGAGCCUGAGGAGGCUGAUCGACUGGAGAAGGAGGGAUACCUGAAGGUAGCUUCUGGAGCUGAUCGAGAUGAGGCCGAAGCCGAAGCCGAAACAGCGCCUUCUCGGCAUGUCGUGAUGGAGGAGGUGGAAGACGAGGAUGCAUAA
Messenger RNA from Trichoderma harzianum CBS 226.95, 867 nucleotides. RefSeq lists its product as hypothetical. Bases 1 to 867 code for a protein of 288 amino acids. Gene Ontology annotation, biological process: RNA processing. The record is from RefSeq and is a predicted model, not a curated record. Lineage: Eukaryota; Fungi; Ascomycota; Sordariomycetes; Hypocreales; Hypocreaceae. The transcript is spliced from 2 exons.